UCAGUGCGCUACUGGUGGGUGUAGAUUAUGUUCGUGAUUGUUGAUUGUGUUUGAUGUUUUUUGGGUUGUCGCCGUUCGAUGUUUGUAGCAUUCCUGUCCGCCGCCCCCACCACAUGACGGACUUCCUGGCUGGCGCGAAACCGGUGUAUAUGGGGGGCAGCGAAGCGCGCACUCUCGCAGUUCUUGCCACACGUAUUCCGAAGUCGUGCCCGUUGCCCGUCGCAGGAAUUGCCGUAACGACGCUCCCGCAAGAAAAAGAAAACUCCCCGCCGCAACUUUGCCUGCAUCGUCAUGGGUUUGAAGCAGAACGUCGUCGUCGCUACGGUCUUCCUACUAGUGGUCCUCCUGCAAGAAGGUUUGGCGCUCUCGUGCUUCCAGUGCAACAGCCAUAAUGAUACGAGGUGUGCAAUGGAGCAGGUACCCGAGGACUUGGCCUCACCCUGCCCGGAAAAGAAUGCCGACGACAAGCCCUACAUUCUUUGCAGGAAAAUUAAGCAAAUGAUUGACUUCGAAGUAAACGGAUUGCCGCCAGAUAGCCGUGUGAUUCGCUCCUGCGGUUGGGAUGAUCGCACUUACAAGAAUCGUUGCUAUCAUCGCUCAGGCUUCGGUGGUCGGCAGGAGGUGUGCGCAUGUGAAGGCGACAAGUGUAAUGGUGCUGGUAGUCUUGCCGCCCCCGUGCUACUGCUGGCUGCGACGCUCGCCGCUAUGCGAAUUGCGCUGUGAGCCGCCGCACCGCACGGCUCUUAGCGAAAUUGCCGAACGACGACACCCCAACUAGAGUUUACUAUAAUUUAUCUAAUUUACGGUCAGACCAGCCACUCUCCUCAACUAGCUCAUCAUCGAUCGUGGCGAAUUCAUCACGACCGGCCGUCAGCCAUCACACAUUCGAAACGCUGCUUUUCUGGACACCUACAGUCGCAAUCGACACUCAGGCCUUCAACACACGUAACUGAUGAGGCAAUGAUGUAAUCGAAAUCACCGGCAACUAGAAUAAUUACGUAAAGAUAAUAAAAUACGGUACAAAUGCAUGAUCGUUCAGAUUGUUUAACAAUAAGCACCAGUUGUUAAGGAAUUUGUUUGUUUUACAUAGCAUUAAGAUGAAUGAUACCAUCGGAAGUUUGUCUGUUUGAUUGAACGAUUUUGCUAAAAAAAACUGCCAUUUACAUAUAGUCAAUGUCACACUUGCACCAUAUGCAAUAUGUAAUAUUAGCCGGGAAACGAAUGUUGUAUUGUCGCACGCGAAACGUUCUGAUCAUAACUUUUUUUUGCGCUCAAGCCAUUUGAAAAACUCAAUCAAACUUUUGGAAUAUUGUUAGUUAUACUGAAAUCAAACGCUCUGAAAUGUUAGUACUGUUAAAGAAAAUAUUUUUUUGAAAAUUUGUUGUAUUGGUUAUAUAAAAUUAUAUAGAUAUGAAUAAAAUUUGUUUAGAUCA
This is a messenger RNA of Dalotia coriaria, 1433 nucleotides long. RefSeq lists its product as uncharacterized. Bases 292 to 723 code for a protein of 143 amino acids. The transcript is spliced from 3 exons. The record is from RefSeq and is a predicted model, not a curated record. NCBI's taxonomy places the organism in Eukaryota, Metazoa, Arthropoda, Insecta, Coleoptera, Staphylinidae. Gene Ontology annotation, biological process: sleep; regulation of synaptic transmission, cholinergic; positive regulation of voltage-gated potassium channel activity.